Carassius carassius (crucian carp) is the source of this 1976-nucleotide messenger RNA. RefSeq lists its product as uncharacterized. Bases 331 to 1899 code for a protein of 522 amino acids. The record is from RefSeq and is a predicted model, not a curated record. NCBI's taxonomy places the organism in Eukaryota, Metazoa, Chordata, Actinopteri, Cypriniformes, Cyprinidae. The transcript has 5 exons.
UUCAUCCUGAUACACUUGUCUUACCUGUCCAUCUGGGUGUUGGACACACCUCUUUCUGGCUUUUGCACUUUUGUUUAUGACACUCUUUCCUUCUGCAACACUCGGGAAAGGAUCAAACAGUUUUGAGAGCUCACAUGACGGAUGGAAAACAAGAGGAUCUGAAUGACUGAUGGACAUAAAUACUUGUGUGGACUAACAUGAGGACAUAAAUAAAGGAUAUAUGGAACUGUACAGCUCUACCAAUAACUAUCAUGGGUGAAAGUCUGCUUGUCAUGAGUGAGUCUGCUUGAAUGCGUACACUUACCUAAUAUCUGUGAAUUGUCUCUACUCAUGGGUGCGCAUGUGGUAGGCCUACCACAAAGCCCAAUGGCAGUAUUGAACCAUGUCUCAGACUCUCAUACCUUACUGGAAUCUAUGCUUCAGAAGUUACGACUGAACUCUCAGACCAACAGAAGCUCAUUCAUUGAUAUACAAACAUGGAGUCCGUCUGGAGAAUGUAAUGCUAAACCAGUGGAAGAUUCAUCUAAGACAACUUAUCAGUUUGGGUUUUCUUCCAACAGUAAAGAGCAGGAUGAAUUCACAUCAGUCUGGAAUAAAUGGGAGAAGCCUUGGACUCAACAAUCUUCUCAUGCAUUGACUUCUGUUCUUAAGCAACCUGUCAAAAGGAUCAGUAAGCACAACUCAGGAUUCUCUGGUAAACCUAAACGCCCACCAUUGAUUUGGGGGGAACACAAUCGCUUCACAUCAGAGAGGACAGGUGAUGUCACUUCCUGGGUUGGAGACGAUCAGAUGCCCGGGCCAGAGAAGAAGCAACAUUUUUCUCUAGAAGGGGAGACCAGCUCGAAUGUGCCACCAUUAUACAAAACAGAAUCCUUCCAAAACCCUCCUGAUCUUUUAGCUCCAAUGCUAACAGCACCAUCUCCAGUGCAGGAAAAACCAGAGGUCAGAGGUCAAAGUGACACAUGGAGUUGGGGUACUGGGACUGAGAGAAAUGAAAGCACCAGAUUUAAUGAGCAAUCAGGAAAUACGCCAAAGACAAGUAGAAAGAAGUGGGGGGAUGCUAAAAGGUGGGCUCAGAAUGUGAAAGAGAGAUGGAGAGAGAGACACAGAAACACACUGACCAGACAAAGAGAUGAUGGAGAAAGACAAGUGCAGAAUGAUGUACAAGUGAGUAUUGGAUAUAAUCGCUCUUCUUUAUUGGUGCCCAUCCAUGUGAACGACACACCUAGAGCACUCACUGAGAUGACAGAAAUCCAUCAUGAAGAGAUGGGUGAAGAUGCCCCCGGUUCACUAAGCUACAUAAGAUCUCAUAACAAUGAGCAAUCAAAUGGACAAUCACAGUUUUCCCAGCUUGAUCCGAAUGAAUCAAAGACAACUGAUCAUAGUGAUCAACAGCCGACAUCUAAUCGCGUGUCCGGCCCCAGUCAUAACCAGCCACUAGAUGGGACAAAGGAUUUUGUACCCCUCACUGACCCUUCAAAUGUUAAGUCAAUGAAAAGUUUGUCCGUAACAUCCCAUGGAUCUCUGAUCCGAAAAAGAGAGCACUGGACAAAAAGGAGGGAACCGUUUGAACACACAACACAAGACAUGGAGGACGAGGAGCAAGGCAGCUCUUUCACAGCUGCACAGCCUUCAAACCCUUCAUCUGCAACUUCCCUCAACUCCUUCUCUCAAGACACUUUGGAGACUGCGGUCAAAAAGAGGAGGAUGGAAGAUACUCGGCGCGUUCAAUUCUCUGAGGAGGUUAUCAUCUUAUCACCCAGCUAUUUGCCAGAGCCUGAUGAUGAUAAUGUUGAUGAAAACAAUGAGAACGUCUGGGAAGAAAAGCGUUCUCCUCGGCCUGCUUUCCCUAAGUGGAUUGGGUCUUUAAAAUCCAGAAGAGGAAAGUACAAAUUUUAACUCUCUUCACAUCUGCCUCCACCUCUGAAAUUCUGCAGCUCACACAAACAGAGACUGUACUUCCAGAGUUGAGAGCG